AAGAAAACCAGAGAAUAUUCACCUCUGCCCUCGUCUUCAGCUAGAUCUCGCUCUCUCGCUUCCCCUGCAUCUGCAAAGAUUUGUUUUUUCCUAUUAAUUUUCUGGUUUUGGGUUUUUGUUUUUGGAUGGGCAGUCCCACUCUCACUCUCAUUCCUAUUCCUUGCUGCUCAUCAAAGCAACGGCUCUGAUUCAGAAUAUUUCGCUUUGGAUGCAAUCAAAGCCCCCACCGCUCACAACAAGUCACCUGCAAUCUCUCUGAGAAGUUAUUUUUUAAUACCCACCGGGAAAAAAAAGAAGAAAGAGUUGGGAGGGAGGCUUCAAAUACUCUCUCUCUUUCUCUUGAGAUGGCUUGUAAAAACCAGAACAAGCCACCACUCAAGUCCAUGCCCAUUUCUGCUACUCUGCCUUCUUCACGUAGGAAGUCUAUUGGAGGCCAUGAGCUGAGUUCAGAUAGAAGGUGUAGUAAGCUUGGAGCUGACAAAAUGGUUGGAACAGCAAAUGUUAGUGGGAGAAUGAGGCUAGCUUUCUCCAUUGUGAAUGGAGAACAGGAGCUUGCUCCCGGUAGUGAGCCACCAAGCAAUGCUGGAUCAGAGUAUGGUGCCAACAUUGAGUUCACAAGAGAGGAUGUCGAGACUUUGUUGAGUGAGAAAAUGAGAUACAAGAGCAAGUACAACUACAAGGAGAGAUGUGAAACUAUGCUAGACUAUAUAAGGAGGUUGAGGCUUUGUAUCAGAUGGUUUCAAGAGGUGGAAGGGAAUUUUCUGUUUGAGCAGGAGAAGUUGCUAACCGCAUUGGAAUUUGCUGAGGGUAGAUGUGCUGAAUCAGAGUUGGUCUUGAAGAACAAGGACGAAGAACUGAAUUUGAUCAUUGUGGAGCUGAGAAAGAGUCUUGCUUCUUUACAAGAGAAACUCUCCAAGGAAGAAUCAGAGAGGAUGGCUGCAAUAGAUUCUCUCGCAAAAGAGAAAGAGGCCAGAACUGAAACAGAGAAGUUGCAAGCAUCCAUCUCCGAGGAACUUGGAAAGGUUCAAGGAGAGCUCCAAAGUGCGAAUCAGCGGAUAACUUCAGUUAACGACAUGUACAAGCUGUUGCAAGAGUAUAAUUCAAGUUUACAGCUAUACAAUACUAAACUUCAGACAGAUCUCGAUGCGACUCACGAAAAUCUCAAGCGUGCAGAACAAGAGAAAGUUGCUAUAGUGGAAAACCUGGGGAACCUAAGGGGUCAAUUCAAGUCUUUGCAAGAGCAGUACACAUCAUGCAAAGAAUCUGCAGACGAAGCUCUGAAGCAGAAGGAUUUGUUGGUGAGUCAAGUUGCAUCUCUAAGGGGAGAGUUGCAACAGGUGAGAGAUGAUCGAGAUCGACUAACUUUGCAAGUCCAAACUUUGACAGCUGAAGUCGCUAGUUACCAAGAGCAGUCACAAAAGACAAAUGAGUUUGAGGAGAAAUAUUUGUUACAAAACCACGAGAUAAGGACGUUGCAGUACAAAUUGGAGGCCGCUGAGAGUAGGUUAAAGGCGUCUGACAUGUCUGUGUUCGAGACAAAGACGGAGUUCGAAGCUCAAGAACAACUUGUAAAAACAUUACAAACUCGGUUGGAAGAUGCCGAACAAAAAGUUGUUGAAGGGGAGAAACUUCGAAAGAAGUUACAUAAUACAAUCUUGGAACUGAAAGGGAAUAUCCGUGUCUUUUGCCGUGUGAGGCCCUCGUUGACUGAUGAUGGACUUGGAACUGAUGGGAAGAUUCUCUCCUAUCCCAAUUCAUUAGAAGCUCUUGGACGUGCCAUUGAUUUAAAUCAAAAUGCAGGCCAAAAAUAUUCAUUUUCUUUUGACCAAGUUUUUGCACCUGAUGCAUCACAAGAGGAUGUAUUUGUGGAAAUUUCACAGCUCGUUCAAAGUGCUCUUGAUGGUUACAAGGUUUCCAUUUUUGCCUACGGGCAAACAGGAUCUGGCAAAACUUACACCAUGAUGGGGAAACCAGGGCAGCCAGAGCUAAAGGGGCUGAUUCCCCGAACGCUGGAACAAAUCUUCCAAACAAGGGAAUCCCUUAAAUUGCAGGGCUGGAAAUAUGAAAUGCAGGUGUCAAUGUUGGAGAUUUACAAUGAAACAAUUCGGGACUUGCUAUCAACCAAUCGAGAUUCAUUUCGAGAGGGUACUCCUAACGGAAAGCAAUACGCAAUCAAGCAUGACCUGAACGGGAACACAACUGUCUCUGACCUUACUGUUGUAGAUGUUCGGAGUUCUAGGGAGGUCUCAUACCUCUUGGAUCGGGCAUCUCACAGUAGGUCAGUGGGCAAGACACAGAUGAACGAGCAAUCAUCUAGAAGUCAUUUUGUUUUCACCCUGCGAAUAUCUGGCGUUAAUGAGAGCACUGAGCAACAAGUAGAGAGUGUUCUGAAUCUGAUUGAUCUUGCUGGAAGUGAGCGUCUUUCCAAGAGUGGUUCUACUGGCGACCGAUUGAAAGAAACCCAAGCAAUCAACAAAAGCUUGUCGUCACUGAGCGAUGUCAUAUUUGCCCUGGCAAAGAAGGAAGAUUUUGUACCAUAUAGGAACUCAAAGCUCACAUAUCUGCUUCAGCCAUGUCUGGGUGGCGACUCGAAGACGUUGAUGUUUGUAAAUAUAUCGCCAGAGGCAUCAUCAGCUGGCGAGUCGCUAUGCUCGCUCCGAUUCGCGUCCAGGGUCAACGCCUGUGAGAUUGGUGUUCCUCGCCGCCAGACCAACUUGCGAUCUCCAGACUUUCGCCUCAGCUUGGGUUGAAGAAUCGAGAUAUAUGGUCUGCCAACGCCACCUUCUGCACCCGAUUGCAUUGCAUUUUGCUCUGCCACUAUCAUGGACGAUUGAUGGAUUUGUUUUAGAGGAAAGUGGAGGGGGAGCAGAGUUUGUAGUAUUAAACAUUAGCUAACCAACCAUAUCAUUAGCCUGUAUAGUAGUUAGUAGUAGUAAUAGUAGAAGAAACUACUUUUGCUGCAUCUUGUGAUGUCAUUUAGACAGGGUAAUUCUUUAUUGUCACUAUUGUAUAAUGAUUGCUUGCUUUUCUCUCUUUUUGUGACUUCUGAAUCUGAUAUAAGAAGCCCAAAAUCGAAGCCCAAAAGUGAAGCCCA
Linum tenue is the source of this 3094-nucleotide messenger RNA. The record is from the annotation of a GenBank genome assembly. Lineage: Eukaryota; Viridiplantae; Streptophyta; Magnoliopsida; Malpighiales; Linaceae.